CUCAAUAUUUACAUUCAUAUCAUAAUAUCACAAGUAGCCAUGGAUUGCUUGAAAAUUUUCUUUUUGUUAGCCAUUAUAAUGGCUUCAUUGACUAUACUUUCAGUAGCCUCACCAGUCAAUAAAUUAGAAGAAGAAAUGCCCGAAAAAGAUGACAACAAAAUGGUUGAAUCAUUUGAAGUCCCUUUGAAUGAAACUGAUGAAAGUUCAUCACCUAUUCGAGGGGUUAGUCGUUUUCUAGCACAUAGAUCACCUUAUUAUUACAAGUCGAAAAUCAUACAAAAACGUAUGACAUGUAACAAGAACCCUAGAAUAUGUCGUGCCAAAGGUAGCCCGGGGCCAUUUUGCUGCAAGAAGAAGUGUGUAAAUGUGUUUGCGGACAGACAAAAUUGUGGAUUUUGUGGGAAGAAAUGCAGGUAUAAUGAGACUUGCUGUAAUGGGCAGUGUGUUAACACAUUGUUUCACAAGAGGCAUUGUGGGGGUUGCGGUAACAAGUGCCAGCAAGGAAGUGCUUGUGUCUAUGGAAUGUGCAGCUAUGCAAAUUAAUUAGAGUAUUCAUGCAUGGAGUAAUAGUAA
Messenger RNA from Solanum dulcamara, 573 nucleotides. RefSeq names its product stigma-specific STIG1-like protein 3. NCBI's taxonomy places the organism in Eukaryota, Viridiplantae, Streptophyta, Magnoliopsida, Solanales, Solanaceae. The transcript has a single exon. The coding region runs from base 40 to 543 and encodes 167 amino acids. The record is from RefSeq and is a predicted model, not a curated record.